Molecule: messenger RNA, 2334 nt
Organism: Iphiclides podalirius (scarce swallowtail)
Lineage: Eukaryota; Metazoa; Arthropoda; Insecta; Lepidoptera; Papilionidae
Source: the annotation of a GenBank genome assembly
AUGAACUAUAAUUCGGGAGGGAGUGGUGGGAAGGGGUUUGGCUUCGCCGGUUUUACGAUGCCAAAGCGCAAUCCUUCAAAUGUGUCUUUGCAUGCUGUACCACCGCCGACGACUUCUAUGCAUGCUGUUCCGCCGCCAACAACUGGCCUGUCUAAGCAGGGAUAUUCAACAAUGAAUGCUAUAACUCAGAACGCAGUCGCCGGCAACUGGGGAACCCUCGGAAAAAAACGUUCUAAAACGGAAGAUGAGUAUUUUGAUGAAGAUGAUGAGCCGCCAACACCAGCCUUGGCGUACAUUCCUGCACCUGGCAGUCCAACAUAUGAGGCUGCUUCCAGUUCAAAGGCAGAAGAAGAUGAAGAAGAUCCAUUAGAUGCAUACAUGGCUGGCUUGGAGCAGCAGGCAGCAAAAGAUUUAGUUACCAGUAAAGAAAAUGCCAUAGCAGGGAAGGGUGACAGUGGCAGAGGAACCCGUGGAGAUAUUGAUGAGUUGGAUGAUGAGGAAAGUUAUUAUAGGUAUAUGGAAGAAAAUCCAUUGGCAAAUGCUGGGGAGGAUUCAGAUUUGGAAAUUGAAUAUGACGAAGAUGGUAACCCAAUAGCACCGCCGAAAAAGAAAUUCAUUGACCCACUUCCGCCCAUAGACCAUUCUGAAAUUAAAUAUGAGCCGUUUGAGAAGAAUUUUUAUGUACCCCAUGAGGAAAUUGAAAAUUUGACCCAUCAACAAGUUGAGGAUUUAAAAAAGAGUUUGGGAGUGAAGAUAACUGGGCCCGAUCCACCUCGUCCCGUCAGCAGUUUUGCCCAUCUGGGCUUUGACGAGCAACUGAUGAAAGCCAUCCGCCGCUCAGAGUAUACCCAGCCUACACCUAUACAAGCAGCCGGAGUACCUGCUGCAUUGUCUGGGAGAGAUCUCAUAGGAAUCGCCCGCACGGGUUCAGGGAAGACGGCGGCGUUUUUGUGGCCGCUACUAGUGCACAUUAUGGACCAGAAAGAGUUGGCCCCAGGCGAUGGUCCUAUUGGGCUCAUACUCGCGCCGACGAGGGAACUUGCACAGCAGAUAUACAUGGAGGCAAAAAGAUUUGGUAAAGUUUAUAAUAUAAGGUGCGUGUGUUGCUACGGUGGUGGAUCAAAGUGGGAGCAGUCUAAGGCAUUGGAAGGUGGGGCUGAAAUAGUUGUGGGUACACCGGGCCGUAUGAUAGAUCUGAUCAAGUGCAAAGCAACAAACCUUCAUCGGGUUACAUAUUUAGUGUUGGACGAGGCAGAUAGGAUGUUUGAUAUGGGAUUUGAGCCGCAGGUGCGGUCUAUCUGCGCGCACGUGCGGCCCGAGCGGCAGGCGCUGCUGUUCUCGGCGACGUUCCCGCGCCGCGUGGAGCGGCUGGCGCGCGACGCGCUGCACGACCCGGUGCGCGUGCAGCACGGCGCCGCCGGCGAGGCCUGCGACCUGGUCGCGCAGCACGUCAGGAUAUUUAACAAACCAGAGGAGAAGUGGUCCUGGCUGUUGAAGAACUUAGUGGAAUUUCUGUCGGCGGGCAGUGUCAUAAUAUUCGUUACCAAAAAGCUGGAAGCGGAGCAGACCGCUGCAAACCUGGGGGUCCAGGAGUACGACGCGCUGCUCCUGCACGGUGAUAUGGACCAGGCGGACCGGAACAAAGUCAUCACGGCCUUCAAGCGGCAGGAGAGCAGCAUACUGGUCGCGACCGACGUCGCCGCGCGCGGGCUGGACAUCCCGCACGUGCGCACCGUGGUGAACUACGCGCCGGCGCGCGACAUCGACACGCACACGCACCGCGUGGGGCGCACGGGCCGCGCCGGCGUGCGCGGCGACGCGCACACGCUGCUCGCCAGGGACCGCGACCGCGACUUCGCCGCGCACCUGCUGCGCAGCCUCGAGGCCGUGCAGCAGGAGGUUCCCGAAGAACUGAUGCAAUUGGCGAUGCAAUCGGCUUGGUUCCGCAAAUCGCGUUUCAAGAAAGGCAAAGGGAAGAACUUAAAUGUUGGCGGAUGUGGAUUAGGGUACAAGGAGCGGCCUGGUCUACCGGCUUACAGCGACGAGAUAGUGCCCACCGUGCCCUCCGCCGACAAGGGCCACGGGCCCGCCACGGACCGCCUCGCCUCGCUGAAGCAGGCGUUUCGCUCCCAAUACAACCAGUUCACGGCGUCGACGGACCACUCGUGGGAGCAGACGCGGCCCGCCAUCCAGCCCGGCGUCAACGCACCUACCGCCCAGCUCGACGAGCCCGCCGAGCCAGCCCAGAUGGCCCAGAUGGCCCAGUCUGCCCAGAUGGCCCAGCCCGCCCAGGCCGACCGCGUGCGCCGCGGCGGCAAGAGAAGCCGCUGGGAG